GGCCGCUGCCCUCCGCCAAGCUGCAGCCUCCGCUAAAGCAUUGGAUCCCUCAACGUACUGCGAGAGCCCGGUGUACAGCCCGGACCUGUGCCCCAACAUGAUCGCCGCCCAGGCCAAGCUGGUGUACCAGCUCAACAAGUACUAUACGGAGCGCUGCCAGGCGCGCAAGGCGGCCAUCGCCAAGACCAUCCGCGAGGUGUGCAAGGUGGUGUCGGACGUGCUGAAGGAGGUGGAGGUGCAGGAGCCGCGCUUCAUCAGCUCGCUGAGCGAGAUCGACGCCCGCUACGAGGGGCUGGAGGUGAUCUCGCCCACCGAGUUCGAGGUGGUGCUCUACCUCAACCAGAUGGGCGUCUUCAACUUCGUGGACGACGGCUCCCUGCCGGGCUGCGCCGUGCUCAAGCUGAGCGACGGCCGCAAGCGCAGCAUGUCGCUCUGGGUGGAGUUCAUCACGGCCUCGGGCUACCUGUCGGCGCGCAAGAUCCGCUCCCGCUUCCAGACGCUGGUGGCCCAGGCCGUGGACAAGUGCAGCUACCGCGACGUGGUGAAGAUGAUCGCGGACACGAGCGAGGUGAAGCUGCGCAUCCGCGAGCGCUACGUGGUGCAGAUCACACCCGCCUUCAAGUGCACGGGCAUCUGGCCGCGCAGCGCGGCGCAGUGGCCCAUGCCGCACAUCCCCUGGCCCGGCCCCAACCGCGUGGCCGAGGUGAAGGCAGAGGGCUUCAACCUGCUCUCCAAGGAGUGCUACUCGCUGACGGGCAAACAGAGCUCGGCCGAGAGCGACGCCUGGGUGCUGCAGUUCGGCGAGGCCGAGAACCGGCUGCUGAUGGGCGGCUGCCGCAACAAGUGCCUCUCGGUGCUCAAGACGCUGCGAGACCGGCACCUGGAGCUGCCCGGGCAGCCGCUCAACAACUACCACAUGAAGACGCUGCUGCUGUACGAGUGCGAGAAGCACCCGCGGGAGACCGACUGGGACGAGGCGUGCCUGGGCGACCGCCUCAACGGCAUCCUGCUGCAGCUCAUCUCCUGCCUGCAGUGCCGCCGCUGCCCGCACUACUUCCUGCCCAACCUCGACCUCUUUCAGGGCAAGCCCCACUCGGCUCUGGAGAGCGCCGCCAAACAGACCUGGAGGCUGGCCCGGGAGAUCCUCACCAAUCCCAAAAGCCUCGACAAACUAUAG
Meleagris gallopavo (turkey) is the source of this 1177-nucleotide messenger RNA. It is a transcript of the gene MAB21L2, whose product is annotated as mab-21 like 2. The record is from RefSeq and is a predicted model, not a curated record. Lineage: Eukaryota; Metazoa; Chordata; Aves; Galliformes; Phasianidae.